AUGGCAUGCGUGUUCAGUUUAGGAUUUUCAUAUUUAGUCUCCAAAAUAAAAAUCCAGAAACAUCCCAUCAUAAUCAAAUGUCUCUUUAUUCACACAAUUAUCAUCUAUAUAGUAUUAUCCGGCUGUUAUUCUUAUAAACUAGAUCCUGUAUCUUCGUUUAAUAAUACUGUCAAUUCUACGUUUUCUCAAUCUUCAAAUGCUCGUGAAUGGCGUUUCAACUCCGUUCAAAGUUUUGCUCAGUCAAUUAGCUCGAACUCUAUAGUUUUCUUCAAUAAUGAAAAACAGAUCAAUCGACUUAAACGCUUGAAUAAACCUAUUAUCCGGAGAUUCGAGCAAGCUACGCGCGUUAUCUAUCGAAACAUCACCAUUCCAAAUAAAGUAAGUUUUAUUAUAUCAUUUAUCAUGAUGAUUUGGCACUUAACAAAGCUCAGAAUUCUAUGCUAA
Molecule: messenger RNA, 444 nt
Organism: Rodentolepis nana
Lineage: Eukaryota; Metazoa; Platyhelminthes; Cestoda; Cyclophyllidea; Hymenolepididae
Source: the annotation of a GenBank genome assembly